Molecule: messenger RNA, 1084 nt
Organism: Chondrus crispus (carragheen)
Lineage: Eukaryota; Rhodophyta; Florideophyceae; Gigartinales; Gigartinaceae
Product: ubiquitin conjugating enzyme E2
Exons: 4
Coding region: 167-619 (150 amino acids)
Source: RefSeq, a predicted model, not a curated record
UCCUUGGGGUCUCAGCACGUUGCCGCACCUCGGACACGACUGGUAGUUCUAGGAAAACACCCUCCACGUCGUUUCAAGCUAUUUGUUGCUUCUCAACCAUUUUUCAGCUCUGGCAGAGUGAACGAAGCCUCCUGCUAUCGCCCAUAAAACAGCAACAACAUUCACAAUGGUUUCACUACCGAAACGUAUUCUCAAGGAAACUGAUCGACUUCAGAGCGAGCCAGUCCCGGGCAUCAGCGCAGUACCGAGUGACUCGAAUGCGAGGCUUUUCUCCGUCGCCAUUGCUGGUCCAGAGGAGUCCCCGUAUGCUACGGGUCGCUUUAAGCUAGAGCUCUUCCUUCCGGAGGAUUAUCCUAUGGCUCCUCCGAAAGUUCGCUUCCUUACCAGGAUUUACCACCCCAACAUCGAUCGUCUCGGCCGAAUCUGCCUUGAUAUUCUCAAGGAUAAGUGGAGCCCUGCCCUGCAAAUUCGUACAGUGCUCCUUUCCAUCCAGGCCCUUCUCUCUGCUCCUAACCCGGAUGACCCACUCAAUAAUGAAGCCGCCGAUUUAUGGAAGAGCCAGGAGGCUGUCGCCAUGCAAACCGCUAGAGAUUGGACAAAGCAACAUGCCAUGGAGUAGGUCAUGAAGAACAACCAGUAGCUCCACGGAUACCUGAAUGUGUCUAUCGCUGGUACGAAGAUGUAACCACUAAGUGGGACGCCGGUUCCGCUGUUUCGCCCCAGAUUUGAACAACUCGUUUACUUUGCUAUUGUUACUGCAGCAUGCCCGGAUGAUAUUACUGCCAUUUUAACAAGAUUGCUGCUUCCCUGCGCCUACCUCCGCCAAAUUUGUGCUUAGCCCUAUCUCGUCUUAUUUCUUUUGUACGCAGCACAUGGGACAUAUCCCUGUGGGUCUCUGGCGGUUCUUAUUGGAUGCUUUUGAAGCUGCUUUUGAAGCUGCUUUCCAAAGCUGUCUAGAAGCAGUGGCCCCAGCAUCCAACUCGCACACGCAUAGCUUCACCACAAAAGGAACCCGUACUUUCUGAGGUCGUCUUCAACUCGCUCGCUGGGUUGCAGUGCCAGACCAUCCUUUACCAACAGUGUA